Molecule: messenger RNA, 285 nt
Organism: Clonostachys solani
Lineage: Eukaryota; Fungi; Ascomycota; Sordariomycetes; Hypocreales; Bionectriaceae
Source: the annotation of a GenBank genome assembly
AUGCUGUUCAACUUCUUCGUUGCCGCCCUACUGGAUGUAACAGAGCAGGUUCAAGUUGCUAAGUUUAUGGGGGGUAAGCAAGGGGCCGACGGGGGCCUUGGCCAAGCCCCCGGGCUACAUAGUGUUGCCCAGGAAGGAUGGCUCGGAAUGCUUCGAUGGUGUGGGAAUAUCGUGAGGCUCCAUCGUGAUGCUAACCUCAUGCCUAUCUGGGAGGGUAUUACUGAUAUGAUGGCAGACGAUAGCAUGCUCCGAGUGCUUCACGGAAAGCUUCGUAACAGGUUAUAG